Pteropus alecto (black flying fox) is the source of this 818-nucleotide messenger RNA. It is a transcript of the gene LENEP, whose product is annotated as lens epithelial protein. The transcript is spliced from 2 exons. Lineage: Eukaryota; Metazoa; Chordata; Mammalia; Chiroptera; Pteropodidae. Gene Ontology annotation, biological process: multicellular organism development. Bases 140 to 406 code for a protein of 88 amino acids. The record is from RefSeq and is a predicted model, not a curated record.
UGGAGGGUGAAAGAUGGAGGCGCCAGGCCCUCCUCUUGACCCCCCUCCCCCCCCAGGGCUGUGCUCAGGGGCUGACUCAGCCCAUUCUCAGGCCCAGAACCUUCCCUGGGCUAGACCCUGGGGCCUUUGUCCCUGAGUCAUGAGGUCUGAGGGGGUGGGGACAGUGCUGAUAAAAGGCACCAGAGGCGGCUCCCACACCCUUCCUCAGAGCUGCUGCGACAUGCAGGCCCGGACGCAGCCCCUCGCCCAAGCCCUGCCCUUCUCCCUGGGAGGGGUCCUGCGAGAUGCGGGGCUCCGGGUGCCCGUCAUAAAGAUGGGCACCGGGUGGGAGGGCCUACAGCGGACCCUGAAGGAAGUCGCCUACAUCCUCCUCUGCUGCUGGUGCAUCAAGGAGCUGCUGGAUUAGUGGCAGCGGGGAGCUGCCCCCCUGCCCGCACCCGUGGCUGGCGUGGCUCAGUGCCCAGCCCAGCCCCCACCGAGACUCCUGGGCCAGCUGCGCUUGACCAAGGAUGGGCCACAAACAAUGAGUGCAGUGUGGAUCCUGCUGAGUUAGUGCCGGCUGUCAGCCCUGCCUAUCUCUGGGCCUCCAUUCCCCACCCCCGCCCCCCACACACACCCCACCCAGUGGACCUCUGGUGCACAGGACCUUGGCUAGGACCCUAAUGAGACUGCGGCAGGACCUGGCACUCCAAGCCUGGCACAGUGAGCCCACCAGCCCAGAUGGUGCCGUAUCCUCUUAGUGCCAGGAAUGGGCUGCCCCUAAUAUUGUUUGCGAAUCACUGAGCUGUGUAUACAAUAAAUAGGCCUUGAGACCCAGA